AUGGUUGCUACAUUCCAAGUCCUUGGCAAGUUUUCUACCUUGGAUGAAACCAACUACAUAGGAAAUCCUCAUCUAUGUGGAUCAGUCAUAAACAAUAGUUGUGAUGAUCACAGUACUAUCAGUUUCGACAAACCCGAUUCUCAAAGCGGAGAUGAAGAAACCGUAAUCGAUAUGGAGAUUUUCUAUUGGAGCCUCGGAGUUACCUAUGGUGUGACAUGGGUGGCAAUUAUUGUGUUUCUUUGCUUUGAUUCACCUUGGCGCCGAGCAUGGUUUCGCCUUGUUGAAGCUUUUAUCAGUUGUUUCAAGUGUAAGACCAAUAAUUUUAUAAACUACGAUAAAUCGAUCCAAUCACGAAAGCAUUAA
Messenger RNA from Thlaspi arvense, 363 nucleotides. The record is from the annotation of a GenBank genome assembly. NCBI's taxonomy places the organism in Eukaryota, Viridiplantae, Streptophyta, Magnoliopsida, Brassicales, Brassicaceae.